Danio rerio (zebrafish) is the source of this 840-nucleotide messenger RNA. NCBI's taxonomy places the organism in Eukaryota, Metazoa, Chordata, Actinopteri, Cypriniformes, Danionidae. The record is from RefSeq and is a predicted model, not a curated record.
AACACAGCUUAUCUCCAACAUCAAUAAUAUUAAUAAUAUAAUACAAACAAUAAUACUGACACAGCCAUGAGAAGUAGCGCUGGGACGAUCACAGUGGCUCUGGUUCUCUGCAUUUUUCUACUUAUUGGCAUUUCUGGGAACCUGCUGAUCAUCUGGAGCAUCCUGACUCGAACCCGUCAGCGUUCCAUCACCACUCUCCUGAUCUUAAACCUAGCCUUCGCGGAUGGAUUCCUGAUGCUUUUAAUACCUUUUUUUAUUGUUUAUUUGGUAAAACACACUUGGGUCUUUACCCUGCCGCUGUGCAAGAUACCGUUGUACCUCUGCAGUGCCAACAUGUACGCGUCUGUAUUUUUGAUAACACUAAUGAGCCUGCACAGGAUGGUGGCUAUAGUAUUGCGGAAACAUGCUGGGGUCCUUACAGAGCAGAGAACAAUCAUUAAGGUGUUGGAAGGAGUGUGGAUCCUUUCUCUUGGGGUGUCAGUGCCUUAUUCAGUUUUCUGGACCACUUUCAGGGAAGAGCAAGAACCAGCAAUUGUAAUUUGUGCUUGUAAACAUCUACAAGCACAAGAUGUGAUAGUUCAGCACUGUUUGGAAAUUCUGCUGGCAUUCUUGAUACCAUAUGGAUUGAUCUUAGGCAGCUACGUAUGUAUCCUACAAAGAAUUCGCAAGACCCGGGUUUGCAGGCACAUCCGAAGUGUGAAACUCAUACUGGUUAUUGUCACCGUCUUCGGCCUCACCUGGCUACCUUUCCACUUCAUAAAUAUGGUGGAGAACAGGCCUGUGAGCAACACACGAGAGCCUCGUGAGCUAUCUGGUGCCCAUCGGUACCAUAUUUGGUGA